Messenger RNA from Vespa velutina, 1423 nucleotides. Its product is annotated as cytoplasmic dynein 2 light intermediate chain 1. Gene Ontology annotation, cellular component: axoneme; ciliary basal body; cytoplasmic dynein complex. The coding region runs from base 243 to 1304 and encodes 353 amino acids. Lineage: Eukaryota; Metazoa; Arthropoda; Insecta; Hymenoptera; Vespidae. Gene Ontology annotation, molecular function: dynein heavy chain binding. Gene Ontology annotation, biological process: intraciliary transport involved in cilium assembly; intraciliary retrograde transport. The transcript is spliced from 7 exons. The record is from RefSeq and is a predicted model, not a curated record.
UUCGUUAUAAUUUUAAAUGGCAUCAAAAGAUACGUGAGUAUUACACAUUUAUAUCCUGCUUUCUUUGGAUAUUUUUUAUAGUUUAUUUUAUAAGUUAAAAAAUGAAGUAUUAAAAAAUCAAGGCGAACAACCAAAGAUUUCAUUAUUUUGAUCUUUAUAUUGUAUUCAUUAAAGAAAUAUUAAUUCUUUAGGUACUUCGAUUGUUUGCCCUAUAUAUAUUAUUGUUCUUUCAGCGAAUAGAUAUGUUAUAUCAUUUUUUGUUUACUAUUGCGAAAAAUUAUUUUAGCGAAGAAAAUGAUAGGGAAUCAGCGUUGCGUGUAUCAAUGGAAAAAGAAAAAAAUCGUAAGACGGAUCCUAAGGAGACUCAUGAGAGGUCUAUUAUCAUCGUUGGUAGUAAAAGCGUUGGGAAAACUACGAUGGUAAAUCGAUUUCUUGAAAAGGACGAAAAACCGAAGCCGACAAUUGCAAUGGAGUAUUCUUUUGGCCGAAAAGCUGGUAAGAGUUUGGUGAAGAACAUAGUUCAUGUGUGGGAAAUUGGCUAUGUAUCUUCUUCUUUAAUUUCCGCCGCUAUCAGUGGAUCGGCCUUAACUCAUUCGCCGCAUCACACGACGCUCUUGAUGAUGUUGGAUUUAUCGAAACCGGAAGUAUUAUGGAUCACCUUCGAAGACAUUUUAUCGGCUGUACGAAGCGCAUUAAAGAUGAGUCACAAUUCGAAACUCAUUAACGAGAUGAUCGAGUACAGAACGAGGGAAAGAAAAAGCGUGGAGAAUAUGACCGAUCACUUACCCCUUAAAACGUUUAUAAUUGGAGGAAAAUACGAUGAAUUUCAGGACUUCGAUUUAGACAAGAAGGAAGUAAUAGGAAAAACGUUACGAGCGAUCGCGCAUAGUUUAGGAGCUGGACUCCAUUAUUAUUCUUGCAAGGAAAAAAUUCUCUUACGAAAAAUGAAAGAUUUGUUGUCUCAUAUCGGAUUUGGAGCUGUUCUCGCAGAAGGGAAGUUCACGAGUUACGACAAACCUCUGAUUAUAUCGCCCGGUGCAGAUUCCUUCACGUCGAUCGACUUGCAAUUACCUUAUUCGAAACCAUCCAUGAUUUUAGACACCAUUAAGCAGACGUUCGUGGUUCGUGUACCGCAAAUAACAAGAAACGACGAAUCUACUUUAGAAGACCCAAGUAACGAUCCGAACUUCAACGAGCCCAUUAUAGAUAAACUGAAAGUUCAAAGAGAAGAGGAGAUUAGCAUUCUUCUCGACGAUAUGCUGAACGGUCGAACACAACAAAUUCCCAUUCCCGAUCCGAUUUAAAUAGAAUUCGAACGAUCGUAAUGAGUAUGCAUCAAGAAGAGCUUCUCAGGUUCUGUACGUAUGUAGAGGAGCGAAAGAUUUGUAAUUUUUUAUUGAAUAAAAACUUGAUUGAAAACUAA